Cajanus cajan (pigeon pea) is the source of this 3730-nucleotide messenger RNA. RefSeq names its product phox domain-containing protein. The record is from RefSeq and is a predicted model, not a curated record. Gene Ontology annotation, molecular function: phosphatidylinositol binding. Lineage: Eukaryota; Viridiplantae; Streptophyta; Magnoliopsida; Fabales; Fabaceae.
AAAAUUGACUACACAGUUACUGACGCCGAAUAUUCACCCUAUUAUACGUCUCGCACGUUAUACCCUGUCUUUGAUCCUGCGUUUGUCCAAUUAAUUGUUUAAGCCUUUAAGAAGAUCAAAUUCCAACUCAUAAAGUCACAUACAAAGAAUAUUAUUAACAUUUAGGAGGUAGUGGAGAUCAAAUUCCAGCUGUUAUUGUUGUUUUAUCGAAAACCCCCGAAGGAAUCGAAAUUGAAACUAAAGCGGAACAGAACAUAGACCGUGAUUUGUUCCAAUCGCUGUUGUCGUGGCCAUGGAGAGUGUGAAUGAUCUGAUCCAAGAGGCCAAGCUCCGCACUCUCUGGUGGGCCCUCUGUAUAUUCGCCGUUUCCUAUUUUCUAACUCAUACAAGUAAAUCAAUGUGGAUGAAUGUACCCAUGUCUAUCCUUUUUGUUUCCGGCUUGCGCUUUCUAUUUAAUAAGGUGGAGUUCCGUUGGAAGGUUCAACAACCUAGAAAGCAGACCUAUCUAUCUCAUUUGGAGAAAAAGCAAUUGUCUCUGAAUGAUCCACGUCUUUCUAGUUUGCCUCCCCCUGCGAAAUGGAAGAGGAAAAUUGAUUCUGCUCCUGUGGAGGCUGCAAUGAGCGAUUUCAUUGAUAAGAUUUUGAAGGAUUUUGUGGUUGAUUUGUGGUACUCAGAAAUUACUCCAGAUAGGGAGUUUCCAGAGCAGAUACAUGCAAUAAUUAUGGAUGUUCUAGCUGAAAUAUCCGGGAGGGUUAAAGAGAUAAACUUGGUUGACUUGCUGACGAGGGAUUUAGUAGAUUUAGUAGGUGAUCACUUAGAAUUAUUCAGAAGAAAUCAAGCUGAUAUAGGCGUUGAUGUUAUGAAAACAUUAUCUUCUAAGGAGAGGGAUGAUAGAUUAAAAUUCAAUCUGUUGAAUUCUAAGGAGCUUCAUCCAGCACUAAUAUCUCCUGAGAGUGAGUACAAGGUUCUUCAGCGGCUAAUGAGUGCUGUUAUAGCUACAGUACUAAGACAACGAGAAGCUCAGUGUCCUGUGAUUCGUUCUAUAGCUCGGGAACUUUUAACUUGCUUGGUAAUGCAGCCUAUUAUGAAUUUGGCAAGCCCUGGGUAUAUUAAUGAACUGAUUGAAUCUCUUCUGCUUCUCUUUAAUGAUGAUGGCACGAAAGGGAUGGGCAGUGAUCAGUCAACUAAUGUAGCAAGUCACUAUCAUAGACAUUCUGUUGCCAGUGAGGGUGGACACCACAAUCUCACAGCCUCUAAUAAGCAUUCAUCUUUAAAUCAAGGAACGGAUAUGGUAUUGGCCAAAAUGAGUGAUCAGGGUGGGAAACCAUUGCAAUAUAACUCUCUUAAUCAAGAAUCUUCACAGGUUAGGCCUGCUGAUUGGGCACAAAUGUUGGAGGUUGCAACUCAGAGGAGAACUGAAAUUCUUAUGCCUGAGAACCUUGAGAACAUGUGGACAAAGGGAAGGAAUUACAAAAGGAAAGAGAACAAAAUUAUCAAAACUGGCUUUCAGGAUCUUCCUGCAAAGAAUCCCUCUACAGACAGUUCACUGCCUCAGAGAAAAUUGACUCAAGAAACAUCAGCAAGUAAUCGAGGAAAGUAUGAAGUUGCAGAGGGGAAAUCUUCUCUACCGCCAAUGCAGGCCAUGGGUUCAGAUCCCCUACAAAAUGUUGGAAGUGCAAAAAUUUCAGAGUCUUCUCAAAACCCUGACAAGGAAUUAGCUUUUGCGGGAGACCUUGGAGUUGAUAAAAUGAAAAGUAUUAAGGAUCUUGCUUCUGAUGGUUAUAAAAGUCCGUUAAAGAGGUCAAAUAGUGCUUCUUCAUUAGGAAUCCUACUUAAUAAAGAAGGAGGCUCCAUAAUUUCUGAGUUUUACAACCCUGAAUUUGAGAGGCACAGUGAUGGAUUUCGAGGAAAGAGUUCUUCUGACAUGAUUGUUAGGAAAGAAGGGCCAUUAGUUCCAAAGCUCCGGUGCCGGGUUGUGGGAGCAUAUUUUGAGAAACUUGGGUCCACAUGUUUUGCUGUUUAUUCAAUUGCAGUGACUGAUGCACAAAAUAAAACUUGGUUUGUAAAAAGAAGAUACAGGAACUUUGAGCGAUUGCAUCGGCAUCUUAAAGAUAUUCCAAAUUACACAUUGCAUCUUCCUCCUAAAAGGAUAUUUUCCUCAAACACAGAUGAUGCCUUUGUACAUCAACGUUGCAUUCAACUUGAUAAAUAUCUCCAGGAUCUCCUGUCAAUAGCUAAUGUUGCCGAACAACAUGAAGUAUGGGAUUUCUUUAGCGUUUCCUCAAAGAACUACUCAUUCGGGAAAUCUCCUUCAGUGAUGAAGACCUUGGCAGUCAAUGUAGAUGAUGCUAUGGAUGAUAUUGUACGUCAGUUUAAAGGGGUAUCAGAUGGUUUAAGGCGAAGAGUUGUUGGUUCAUCAUCACUCAUCAACGAGGGAUCUGCUACAUCUACCACUUGGAAUUUGUCCUGGAAUGCAGAUGAAAUUGACAAAAGCUUUACCACGAAAGGUACCUCAGAAAGUGUGUUAAGCUCUGAUAACGAGGAAGGUGAAAAGAACAGCAAUUUUGACCAAGAGAACAUUCAUAGCGAUGUAGCACAAGUUAGUGGAUUGUAUUCUGACAAUGCAUUGAUCUCAAAGAGUUACCCAUCACCAAUAAACAAACGUGAUGAAGAGUCCAGCAACUUGAAUUUUGAUAGAAAGCAUGAUAUGGUGGUGGAAGCUAGGGUUGGCAAUGAUGUUCCUUCUACAAAUUUCAUUCUGAUUAAUGAUAAUUUGGAAGAUCCAGUCGGAGUGCCACCAGAGUGGGCCCCACCAAAUGUUAGUGUCCCCAUUUUGAAUUUAGUUGACAAGAUAUUUCAGCUUAAGAAAAGAGGCUGGAUAAGAAGACAAGUCUAUUGGAUAUCAAAACAGAUUUUACAGUUGGUGAUGGAAGAUGCAAUUGAUGAUUGGCUCCUGAGACAGAUUCAUUGGCUCCGGAGAGAGGAAACUGUUGCCCAAGGGAUUCGGUGGGUCCAAAAUGUCCUCUGGCCUGAUGGUACGUUUUUCUUAAGAGUAGAGACUCCCCGGAUAAUAAGUAGUGACAGUGAUCAAAAGCCUUUUCAAACAAUGAGCAGAUCUGGUGGAAGCAACAUCACAAAAUCUGAGUCCGGGUCUUUUGAGCAAGAGCUUGAGGCUGCUCGUAGAGCAAGUGACAUCAAGAAACUGCUGUUUGAUAGUGCUCCAUCAACUUUAGUCAGCUUAAUCGGCCAUAAGCAGUACAGACAUUGCGCCAGGGAUAUAUAUUACUUUAGUCAGUCUAACACAUGUGUGAAGCAACUUGCUUAUGCAAUUUUGGAACUAGCACUUGUCACCAUCUUCCCUGAGAUGCGGAAUGUUGUGUUGAGUAUUCACCAACCCGUAUAGAGUUCUAUAUGACAUGAGGUAUAUGGGCAGCAUAUGUGGAACUUGAAAUUGGGAAGAACACGUUUUGGUGGUGUGGUGCCAUGUAACCUGCAAGAUGAUUGAUUUGGGAACUCGGCAUUUGGUUUUGUAUCUAUGUCCAAUUGUAUAAAACAUAGAUAGGUUUAGGGCGUGUACAGAAACAAUUGUUUUGUGGGAUUCAUGAUGCUUUGUCAAGGCAUGCCCCAGUUUCAUGGGGAUUUUGUAUUGCUACAGACUCGAGAAAUCCAUCUAGUGAAUAUUCUUUAUUCUUCAUCCUUGGGGCUUGGGAUACGAGGAUUUAUUUUUCUA